Zootermopsis nevadensis is the source of this 1076-nucleotide messenger RNA. The record is from RefSeq and is a predicted model, not a curated record. Lineage: Eukaryota; Metazoa; Arthropoda; Insecta; Blattodea; Termopsidae.
UUUCUUCCUAACAGGUAUGUUCACUUUGGUUGACAGCAAAUCCUCCUGUGGGUCUGCAGAUGUCAGCACCCUGGACUAGACAGAAAGGCACUUUUCUUGUCCCGAAGUCACGGCCCUUGACCCCAGCCAUGAUGCUGUAUCUGCCCCUCAAACUAUGGACAUGGGUGGUGCUACUCCAUGUCACACUCAUAUUUGUUCUCAUCUUAUAUGGCAUAUCAAGAAUGCUGCCUUCUGGAGAGGGUUGCCAAUACCACAGCCUGUGCAUCUGUCUCCUGGACACAUUCCGUAUGCUGAUGCUGAACAGCUGCCCCCGGUUCCCUCAACAGGCUGCUAUGAGAUACCUGCUCACAUCCUGGGCCUUCUUCUCUCUGCUCACCAUGACCACUUACUCAACAGGUUAUACAUCUCUGUUCACAUUUCCACCCUAUUCUCCCCCCAUCAAUACUGUUGAUGACUUGUUGUAUCAGGGGAUUUACUGGGGUGAGCGCUCAAAUGACUUCAAGCUACUUUUUAUAGAUGUUGGGAACCCAAAGCUGGCAGAGUUUGGGAAGCGGUUCAAACCAGAGAUCUCAGUGCUAGACAGGGAGAAGCGUAUCCUACAGGGUCAGUAUGCAGUGUUUACCAAGACAAUGUCCUCCACGUUUGUGACAGAAACCGAAACGCUGUCUCACAAGGCAAGGCAAAAGCUAAGAAUCAUGAAGGAACCUGUGUUUACAUUCUAUGUGGCAAUUGGACUGUGCCCCAACUCACCCUUCAAGUCACACAUAGACAGUACUAUCACGCGACUGCAAGAUGCUGGCAUUGUGCACUACUGGCAGAGACUCAUGAUCCAAAACCUAGGCUAUCACUACAUGAGUAAAUUCUUUGAGGUAACUCACAAGGAGAACACAGGUCACUCUGCACUUUCCCUUGACUCUAUGCAGGGUGCAUUUUGCAUGUUAGGUAUGGGGCUAGCCCUUUCAUGCAUCACAUGGUUCAUCGAGAUAAGCACAGGACACAGAAACAAGAUGUGCACGACGAGCACUUACACCAAAACUUAACAUUACUGUGGCACCCAACCUGAUGACCACGGACAG